AAGACACUGGCAGUUGGAAGAGUAUGGGAAGACAUGGAAGGAUCCUGAGGACCAGUGACAAAAGUACUUGAAAAAGAAAAGACAGAAAUGUUAAGUUGGCCUAGAGGUUACAGUUGUUGAUAAUGCUGAAAAUGCCUAUUGCUAUUUAUAGCAUCUGAAAUUCUGAAUAAGCUAUUAUUUACCAGAUGAAAUAUGAAGAUAAAGAGGUCUCCUGAAAGUCUAAAUGUUGUGAUAAACUAAAAAGUGAAAUAAUCUGAAAGAAUAAAUAGGACUUAUCAUGACAGCUCAUACCAGGAAGUUAAACAAAAAACCUUUUCCAUUGGAAUCUCUUUUAGUACCACAAGUUCCACGUGGAAACUACUUACAUUUUCAGGAAGAGAAGCAAAGGUUACAGCUGAAGAAACUUCUCCUUGAUAGAAUUUUUCUAGUGGCCGAGUUAACAGCCAACACAGAAAAAAAAGAUAUCGCUGAAUACUAUGAUCAAGUAUUUCAGUCAAUUUCGAAACGUCACCUGGGAGAAUCAGUGACAGGAUUAUUGCUUGUAUAUCCAACUUCUAUUCUUCAUAUCCUUGAGUCCUCCAAUGACACUCUUUUCAGAAUUCUUUUAGAUUAUAUUAACCACGAAGAGAAUGACACUGACUUUUUUAUCAAAAGCAUGAAAAUCGUAGUUGUGUCCCACAACAUCCCAACAAGACUCUUCAUUCAGUGGCAUGUUUCUGUAAUUAAAGUGCCAGUCCUGUAUCUUGAUGAUGUAACACAAUCUCAAUCCCUUGAGGAGGUCAUCAUAGAAUUUCUCACACAAACUCAUAUGCUGGCACAUCAUAUUUUCAAGACUGUUAAAAUGAGUAGUAAAGGCCCAGGAGACAACUUGCACCAAGUUACCCCUGAAUUACUUCUCCCAGAGCAAAUAGUAAAGUACUUGUGCAAAUCUGAAGAAUUCCUGGACCCCAAAACAUUCAUAAACAUGUACAAUAAACCCCUGCAUAUCAUCUUGGAUUCUGAAGUGGUAUGGCCUGCUCCUUCUCGCUUUUAAGACUGACUAAAACAAUUAGGCUGAUGUCAAAUCUCUUACGGAAUUUAAUCUUCUUAAGUAAGAGAAAUAUAAACUCAAAUUUACUCUUUUCUCUAAGAAAAAAAAUAAACAUAAUACUGAAAUAUCCACUAAGGUAAUAAUAUUAUCUCCUGGAGUUUGUUAAGCUAAACUUGAAAAUAAAUACAUUUCUUCUGAUUUU
Molecule: messenger RNA, 1232 nt
Organism: Erinaceus europaeus (western European hedgehog)
Lineage: Eukaryota; Metazoa; Chordata; Mammalia; Eulipotyphla; Erinaceidae
Gene: TEX47
Product: testis expressed 47
Exons: 2
Coding region: 278-1033 (251 amino acids)
Source: RefSeq, a predicted model, not a curated record